GGUUGCUGAAAACUUUCAAAUCUUCUCCCGUUGUCGCGUAGAAAGUUACGUCGAUUUUCUCCUUACUUGUGGCUGGAAAAUCAGCCAUGGCGGGAGCGUAUCAACCAACAACAGUUCAGAAUGAAGAAAUAGACGAUGAUGAAAGGACAUUAUUUUGUAAUCCAUUCCAUGGUCGAAGAGAAGGAGAUAUAGAAAAGGCUCGCGGACAUCGAAGGCGCCAAAGCAAAAAGGACUUCGAUGCUGAAGGGCAAGAACGUGUGAAUCAGUGGUAAUUACUUCGAUCGAAUGUUUAUUCGUUGCUUUGGUAUUCUGCAGUUAGUUUAUUUUGGUCUUGAAGAUAAUACAUGUUCGACAGAUCCAAUAUCUGGCGCGAUUGUACAGCCAACAUGAUCUCGAUCGUGUGAAUUGAUCUUAAAUGAUCAUGCACGAAGCAUUUUUGCCAAUCGAUCGAGUUGUUGCAGUUUUAAGCUAACGAGUGCUUAACGGCAGUCUUUUCGCGCUUAUUAAGAAUUUAAGCAGAAUUUCUCAUGUUUGUUCCUUCUAUUGAAGGUUGUUUACACGCUGUGUUUCACGGCAAGAUGGCCAAGUUGACGACGGAGCGAGCAGUGCUGUUCCAACUCCUGCGGGUUCUGAGUAUCAUCUACCUGGUCGAGGUACAGCCGCAACAGAUACUGUACAUCCGAGCCAACUGAACCGUGCCCAGACGAUUAAAAAGUACGUACCGAUUGCUGCUGAUAUUUCUUUUUAUGUUAGGUUUUCUGUGGUCUCAGUAUUGUCCCUGGAAUUGCAAUGAAAGUAUGACGAACAACGUACCCACUUCAGUAUGUACAGCUAUAUUGAUGUUGUUGACUUCCGGUACAUAAAAUUUUAACAGAAAUCGAUUGCUCUUCGCUUAAAACAAAGAUUUGUUUGUUUUGAUGAAGUUUAUAUGUGACUUUAAUUCUGUUUCAUUCUUAAAUUAGUUCUGAUUAUCAUUUGGUAACCUGCUUGUGAAAAUCGCGUGAUGAAAUUUACACUUCAAUUCGAGUUGACCUUCUAAAUUUGCAUAAAAUAUCUUGAAACAUUUUCUUUCACUGUAACCGCGGAAACAAUAUUUGAUGGAAUGUGAAAUGACCGAACAUAACAAUAUUUAGAAUCCACUCGUUGUGUUAACGUGCCAAAAUGGCUUAUGCGAAUGAAGGCCGUGGUUCAUUUGACGCUAGGGCUACAGGCGUUUUUUACACCCAGCAACAUUACAACUUCGACGACUUGGAUGAGGGCACAGACUUCAACGAUGACGGAAUUUAUCCUCAGUUUAUACAGUACUAUCAAGAGAGAGAGCGUCCUAGACCCAGUUUUGAUCUCACGACUCUUGGACGGAUGGGUCCGAGGGCAAGUUUAGCGAGCCUUUCACAUACUCUAAAACGUGGAAAAGGGUAAAUGUCGACAGGUAUUUUAUACCCGGUAAAUCGAAUAAUCGAAUAAUCUUUGCCCCUAGGUGGAGACACUAAAUUGUUUUGGGGAUAUGUAAGUAAUGACUCCAUUAGAAACACUUUUGUGUUUGCAAAAGGUGUUGACCUUGAAUUAUAAAGCAAUUAGUUCAUGAUCAAGUCACAGUGUCUGGUUAAACAAUGGAAUUGUUAGUGUUUUAUUGUUUGAAAGGAGAACGAUCCAUGACAAAGUACAUAUGAGACUAAAAAAAUCUGAUAAGCGAUUGAUUUUAAGACUAAGACACUCAUUUGCAUAAACCAGUUGUUUUUAUCAACACACUCAAUGGCAUAAACCAGAUCUUUACAGAAAAGAGAACUGUUUUAAAUGCCACUUUGUCCCUGAUGUGACUUUUUUGUUAUUUGUAUAACCGGAGACAAAAUCAAGUCACCAUAGCAAUUAUCACCAUGUUAUGGUAACCCUUGAAAUAACAGAAACUUAUGACCUAGACAAUAAUGGAACAUUUGUUGUUACAUUUCAAGUGGGCAUGGUUUACAAAGAAAGUUACUGGAACAGUCAUAUUUUUUUUAAUUUCUUGCAACAAUGACUGAUUUCGAAACUUGAGUUUCAAACUCCGAGUUAAUUUGUGCCUUUCCAUCCAAUAUUUCAAUAUUGUUUGGUCAAUAAUGAGCUCUGUACACACAGCUAACAGUGUCGGUAGAAUAUUGCAUGAAACGGAUCUCAUUCGACAUGGAAAUUUAUUAAGGUCAUUCUCUACCUAAAUAUUAUAUAUUUUUAAGUCAAAGAUUGGUGUUUUAAAAAUUUUAUCAUGGCUUGAUUGGCUAAUCGACUCAUUAAUAUUUAUUCCACUGGUUACACCAGGUCAUUGCUCUCAACCUGUGAAAUCCAUGGUGCCCAGCAAAUGAUUUUUCUGAAAAAAAAACCUAACAUUCCUUUGUCGAUUAAGAGUAAAACUGAGUCACCGUUGCUACUGGGCACCAUUAAAGCACAGCUCUGUUACAUAUGCUACUUAUUUACUUAUAGCCGAGUGCCAUGGGAGAGAUACCCCCAGAAAAUGUGGUUGAUGAAAAGCGACUAGUGCCUCUCAAUUCUUACCCAUUUCAGACCAAAGUAUGAGAUUCUUCUCAUCCUACUGCAGGCGUAACUCAGAAUUCAAUACCAUAAUAAUUCAUACAAACUGUUGCAGAAUGUACUCCAUGAUGAAAUUAUGUUCUUAGCUAGUAGCUGCUUGGGUUUGCAUCAACGUCAUUAUAAGAUCUUUGAAUAAAACUACAGCAGACUUCUCAAGACCCUUUUUCAGAGCACAAUGGUAAAAACCCUAUAGCAAAUUUCAGACAAGAGGUGCUCAAAACCAUACUCUGUGCCACAAAGAGAGUGAAGUAAAUACAUCAGUUUAAGGAUGGUGAUCAUUUCAUGUUUCCUUUCCACAAGGGAUGAAAAAACUCAAUAACAGUUAGUAAUCUACUAAAGUUGUCAUGUUUUGAUUGAAUAGGAAAAUCAUUAAAAGCACAGAGAAUUUUUUUGGUCUUGGAGACUGUGAAGAACAGCAUGCUAACCUACAGAGGAAAUGGACUCAAAGAAGGAAACGACAUUACCAUAAGCGCUAUGGGGCUUUGGUGGAACAAGAUGCAGUGGAUGGUGCCAUGCAACGUGGCAAAUCAAGUGGUGCAGGUAGCAUCAGUAGCUAUCAAAGCUCUCGUCACACGCAAGCUGACCCUAACCUAGUACGCACAUUAAGCAGAAGAGAGUCAGUGGCAAGCCUGGCUUGGAAAAAAGUCAGGAAAAUGAGAGAGGAGCCUGGGGUAAUUUUUUUGUUAAUUCAUUGAAUUUAUUUCUGUUUUUUUUUUUUACAGAACUAAGUUUUUUUGUCUUUUUUCCAUCUUUUAUUACAACAGGGCCAAUUCACUAAUGUUUAUAUUCUUCCUAGUGGUUUUCUUACAUUUCCUAGAGACGGUUCUAUAUCUAGUCUGGAGAAUUGGUUUGACCUCAUGUACCUAUCUUGCUUACAGUCAGUUUUAGUAUCCAGUAAUGCUCUUAUCGGCCGAGAUAAAAGUGGCCUAUCAAUAUUAAAUAGUUGAAUGGCAACAAGCCAUAACUAAAUGAUGUAGAAAUAGGCAUAAUUGCUUGAUAAUAGGCAUGGUCUUGGUGAUUGCUUAAAUUAAAGUUGUAUUUAUGUAAAGUAUGUGUGUACAAACCAUAAUAAUUUAAUGGCCAAAAUAUUUUUAUGAAUAAAGGUUUAAUUGAAAGACAAACUGACGUAAUUGGAAUAGAAACAGACAUAACUGAAUGCAGAAUUAAUAAUUAAUCAAUUAUUGCAUGUGGACAGUAAAUAGUAAUUUUGAUUUAAAAACUGCUUUAUAAUUCUGCCUCUAUCCCAUAUGAAGACUGCUGUUUUGUCAACAGGGUUUUAAAUCACCAGGCAAGGCUCAGCCAGCAUGUUUGUUGCUGGAAGCUGGACGGAGCUUCUCUCCAGCUGUUAUGUCCCAGACUGAUGAGGAUGAAGUGGACAGUGCAUUUCAUGCUGAAGGUGUUCGUGUAAGUUUUUUACUGUACAUAUGCAUUUUAUCCAAUUUUGGUCUGAUCAGGUUUUGUUGAUACCUCCUUAAAACGGCAAAGCUCCUAGUAUAGUUGCUUCUUUGAAUUAGCUGUAAAGUUUUGGAUGUAAGGUGUUUUGUUUUUCUUUACAAAACAUUCCUAGUGAUGUUAUUUUAUGUGACUAAGUCACUGUGUAUCCUGACCCUCUCUUUUUCAUCGUAGGGGAUUGAUGAAGGUUCAGUUGAUGAUGAAGUGUUCUUCAGUUUUGCACCCGAAAAACAAAGAAGAAGAAAGGAGAAGCCAGGAUUUUUACCAGGAAUCAAAGAAGAAGAAAAACCUGUGCCUGCUGUACCACCAGUGGGCAGAGAUCAAAUCGAAGGACCCCCUGCUCCGUGAGUAUCAGUCAAAUACUGCAUUUUUCAUGUUCUUUUUAUAAAAAAAAUUCCAUUUUACUGAUCACAAUAUAUUUUGCCCAUUCAUUGUUUUUAUCAUUUAUGAGUAUAAAUUAAUGUAAUCUAUAAUGCUAUAUUUUUUCAGUCGACCACCCAUCCGCAGUAGGAGAGGACAAAGAAUUGCUGACAGACCUCGUGUUACCAACGCCAAUCGCCGAGAGUACGGCAAGGGCAUGGUAGGCAGAUGGUUGAAUAGAACCAUCAAGCGCAAGCGUUUGACAAGCACUGUCAAAAAACAGAUGGAAUCUCUUAGUGAUCAUAGGUUGGUAAACAGUUGUUCAGAAAUUUUUAUGGGCUUUUUAUGUGUAGUAUCAGAGAUUGUGAAUAUGAAAAUAAUAUAAUGCUCUUUUAAAACAGACAUUUUUAUCCUCCUUCCUCUUCAUCAUUGGUUGCCUAUGAACUUAAUGCAUUCAAAUUUUCAUUGGUGAUGUUUUUGUGUGAAUGCAAACAGUUUUUUCCCACAGAAAUUAUAAAGCUUAAAAAUGUAGUUAAAACCUGUGUUUAGUCCAUGCAUAUGGAAUGUGCUGAAGCUGAAAAUGAGCCCAUCUUCCACUUGCCUCAUUCCUUUAUGUAGUAGAUAAUGUGCUAGAGUUUAAAUUCAGUCACAGUAGUCUGAUAAUGUGAUAAUGCUGCGGUGAUUUCGUUUUUUUGGUAGAGUUCAGAAAAUGGCUGCUACUAGUAAGUCUUUUGCAAGCAGUAUGUUUUCCUUUUGUGUGCUUUUCUCUUUGCAGACCUUUCUUUACAUAUUGGAUCUCAUUUGUACAGACAGUUGUACUUAUUGUUGGCUUAGCUGUUUAUGGCUUUGCACCCAUUGGUUUCACAGAGAGAAAGAUAGAAGGAGUUGUAAGUGAUUUUGUUCCUUUAAGUUUAUUUCAUGUAGGAGCAAUAUUUAAGCGUUUAUAUAUUUAAGGUUUUAUGUGUUGUGUAUUAGUUAAGCCUACUUUUUUGGGCAUUGCAAUAAGAGUUAGAUUUGGACAAGGGAAUGAAUAAAGUUUUAUCAUGCUCUUUGAUCUCCAAAACUGAUCAGAACCUUGUUUAAAAAAUAACUGCUGAAUAUUGUUCCAUUGCUGUUGAUAGUCACGUUGGUGCCUAGAAACUUUUUCCAUUACAUUGAACGAAAAUAUGGAGUUGGGGAAUAAAAGGUACAGCUUUUUACAGAACAAUUUGACACGGCAGGAUACAAGUAUUAGAAAACAUGAAUUACCAAGGGCUUAUGGUACAGUGUACAGUCCUGAAUUCAGUCCUUACUGGCCUUUUUUAUUUAAGGUUGACAAGAGUCUGGCUGGAACACUUGUGCCAAUUAAGGAAUCUCGAAUGCAACAUGAGAACUUCUGGAUUGGUCCUAAUCAGGUACAUUCAUUUAUCAGUGAUACUGUGAGAUAAUAAUUUAGACAUCAUACGUGUAGCAUGUCUGAUAGUCUGUACUUCAUGUAAAGCUUCUUAUCAUGUCCUAAGCCACACUCAUGUUAUAAUUUGGUGGGUGGGGAAUUCAAAUCUGUAUGGCUUGUGCAAUGAUUACAAGAUGUAAUUGGUUGAAUAUUUAUAAAGCACAAGCCAUAGAUAUUUUGCAAGUAAAGAUUAGUAGGAUCUUUGUUGAGUUACUUUAAUUUAAACCUACACACACCAGGACUUCAUGACAAUAUUUUACUUUGUAGCGAGGAUUAAUCAGAAUGGGGGCCAAGUUUGCUCCUUGCAUGCGCGUGGACAGUAAACUGCAAGACGUGCUCCAGGAAGAAAGGAGAAAUGAGAGCGAUACAGGAUGCUGUAUAAAGUCUGAUGGAUCAGGAUGCAUUCAGACAUCGCAGAAAGAGUGUUCAGUAAGUUUGACUGAAAGGUAGAUUUUACCUGUAAGCAGGCAUACUUGAGUGAAUUAGGGGAAAAUGUUGGCAUCAAUGGCAGCUAAAUCUCAAAAAUUUUUCUUUAAUUAGCACAAGUAAGCCUGCUUGCAGGCCAGAGUAGUCUAACUGGGUUUAAGAAAGUGCAUGAAUCAGGUUCCUUUAGGGUCAUUAUACGGGAAAAAAACUGAGAUACUUGAUUCAAUCAGUUUCCUAACCCUAAUCACUAAACUUCAGUGUUAUAAGGCAUCCUGAAUACCCCCUUCUGGGGAAAAAGGGAAAGUUGUAUGCAUAAAUACUGGAUUUCAAAGAUGGAAGCUGAGUGUAUUCCUUAUUCUUUCAGAAAGUUAUUUUCAAUCUACUCUAGCCUUAGCGCAGAAAUUCCAUACUGAUGAUGCAUCACUACCCAGAUCUGGGUGGUGAUGUGUCAUCAGUAUGGAAAUUCUGUGCUUGUUCUUCUGACGAUAUUUCGUGGGAUACCGUUGGUGGCGUUGCGAAAUGCUGGUUGUUUUCUCACCAAACUUCACAGUUAUUUGGUGGCCAUUUACAAUUCUGCAAAAUACUCCUGCCAUGUUUUUCCACUUUUGUUGGGAAUAGACUUGUUGCCAUUUGGCAAUUUCAGGCAUGUAAAGUUUUCUCUUUUAAUGACUUGAAGCUGUGCCUGUCAUUGAUAAUAAUGAUGGCAUUUUGUUUUUAAUUCCAGAGAGCAUUUGCUUCCUUCAGCAAAUACUCCAAAGACAACAAAACAAGGAUCGUGUGUGGACAAGAUCCAAGGUAACUACAUAGAUUGCUUACAGUGAAAAAGAAUAUCAAUGUUAACUGGAAAAAGAAAAAAAGUAUUAAUGUUCAUUGCAAUCAAGCUGAAUUGUCGCAUGUCUCAAUUGAUGAUUCAGCUCAAGGUGAAUAGAGAAACCAUGAAGUUCAUGGUGUGUAUAUACUCACGCGAACAUUUGAUGACACUUAACAGAAAUCAGAAAAAUUCUUCAAGCUUAAAAGAGUGUUACUCAGCCAUGAUGAUGCCAUGAUGAUUCUGCAAAGAAAGUCAUUUUUACAGCUUGCCAUUCGGGCAAGCUGAAGCUAACAUUUACUAGCCCAAACAUCAUUUCAACCAGCCCCAAAAACGUUUUGAUGAGCAGAUUGAUUUCACAGCUCUCCUGUAUUUUCAAUUCCUCAAAAAACUUCACUUGCCCGUCGGGCAAGUUAAUAACAGAAUUCACUAGCCCGAUAGCAAAAUCCAGCAGUCCCGGGCUAUCGGACACUACCUUUUUUGCACGCUGAACAGGUCUCUUUAGGUUGUAUGUUCGUUUCCAAUGCAGGUCAUGUUAUAAUACUCUAGAGAAAAGUUUUCUUUCCUGUAGUUAUAUGUACGCAUAAUCUAUAAAAAGGCAAAGAAUCAAAUUCUCCCGGAAGCAUCAUUCGGAAAACAAAACGUACUAACUUAAGAGGUCUAUUCAAAGUGUAGACGACGAACAGUCUCUUUUUUUCGUAGUCUGUCGAGUGAAACUUGCGAGACACAAAAAUGACCACUCGCGUGACUGAAGGCGCGAGACGAGAAAGCGCGCGUGCACUGAAGAAAAAGAGAAACUGGUCACAGUCUAUUCAUAGUUUUGGUUACUUGUUCCUUAACAGAACGUGCUUGGACCCACCAGAUGUCGCUCCUGAUAGGUGGGAUUCGCAGGAUAUCACCAAAUGGCCGGUAUGUUGUCAGGGCUACUUACAUUUGUACAUUUAGAACAGAGUUUAAUACCAAACAUGCAACAAGUGACAUAUUUAAUUAUACAAAUAAUCAAAGUUACUGAAAAUGCUUAGUGCGUAGUGCACUAAGCACCAUCUUUAUUACCUUUGAGGAGUUGAACAAUUGGCUUUUCUAUAAUCUAUCAUGUUCAUUUUUAUUGUUUCUUCAAAGUUUACAACUUUAUUUUCUCACUACCCACAAAUUGCAAAAGCUAGUGUAGGUGGGCAGUGUCUUUAUAAAAAAAAGGCACUCCAACCUUAGAACUGCAAGUUAUAAGGCAUUGUAUUCCCCUCGCGGAGUUGGGCCACUAAGUUUUAAGUGAAGGCAAUCGAAACUGUAAUUUACUUGCCAACUUGGCAAGAGAAUUUUUUUGCCUGCCCUGAAUUUCCAAUGAGCCAUCGCCCAUGAUAGGGAAUUGGGCGGUAUCCAAAGUUAAGUUUCCGUGAUGAUUAUCGGAAAUAACGAAUAGAAAAUUUCAGAACAGUUUUUGCUAUAUUGUAGGUGUGUAAAAAGAACAAGCCGAAUUUAUCUCCUACGGACUAUCCUCACAUGACCUGUGAAAUCACUGGUCGGCCUUGCUGCAUGGGAAACGAAGCCAGAUGUGAAAUCGUCAGCAAAGGAGUGUGUGAUUUUUAUAAUGGUACAUGGCACGAGAAUUUUACACUUUGUUCACAGGUAAGUGGUGAGAAACGUAGCUUGUGUACACCCCCCUCCCCCCCUCUGAGGGGAGGGGGUGGCUGUGCGCAGGCAAUGGAAAACGGUGAUAUUUUAAAAUUGUUUUUAAAGAGACAGGUUCACGGUUAAGCGCCUGCUCAUUGAUUAAAUUACUUCUUUCCAAUUUAUUAUUAAUUUUAUCGGUUAAUAAUCCCACUCACUUGUAUCUCAGCGAUCUCAGGGUGUAUUUCAAAGUACAAUUGUAUUUCAGAGUAACCUGAAGUAGGAUGGAGGAGUACUAAAAUCGCAGAAAAAAUUAGUGGAUUAUGCCAACACUACCAACGUUGAAUUUAUUAUUGACCUGAAGGUUUUAUUCCAUGGUUGAUUAAUUUACAGCCAUUUGCAAAUAUUUAAGUUGAUCAAGUGCAAGUGACUGCCAGGGGAGUGUGCAGAUUGGUACUUUGACAACAUUAUGACAUGAUCAUAUUACUUGCACAGACAAUACAGCAUGUCCCGGUAGAAAAACAGCAUUCUGUCAAAUGAGCAUAAGCUGAACCGUGAACCUGUCCCUUUAAAUCUUUUUUUCGUGGGAGAGAUGGUAGAAUCAAAAUUCAAGAUUUUUUGCAGCCAAUGGCAAAUUGUAUUAUAUCAAAAUGUUAGUAAUAUAAACAGCAGCCGGGAAAUAAGUAAAUUAUCCGACCGUUAUGAGAAGAAAAUAUUACACUCUGAGUUUUGAAAAGGGUUCAAUCUUACGGCCGACGGGAUAUUCACAUACGGUGUUUGUUGUUCGCUUUAGUGACUCUCUCUUGUAGCUUUUCCAACACAGUUAAUGCCCAAAGGCAAUCUACACUAUGUUGUAGGCGUAAAACAUCGAUCGUUCGACAUAUUUGUUUUGUUUUUAUGCGACAUUCAAGUAAGUUGUAGGUUAAAUUGGCGCGGAAUUUUUUUCGUACAACUUGUGUGAAUAGAUGGCCCGCUUUUAGCUUGUUCGCAGGUGUACAGCUGCUUGAAAUUUUGUCCGUCGAUCGUAGUUGAUUCGAUUUAAAACGAACUGUUCAUGCCAGUGAAGCUCAGCAUCCGGCUUGCGCUUUCUUUAUAGCGGAGCUCCACGCGCGCGCGAGCUUAGCCCCAAGAAAAUGUGGUAAUCUACCCAUCUGAGACAUUUUGGUAAUCACGUGACCGUCCGCGCGCCCGCCCGUCCACACCACAGAUAUACCAAUGUAAAAUAACUCAAUCAACAGGUAUGGCAACCCAAAUAUUUUGGCGGGAAAUCGCAUAACCACCCGCGUCUUGUGAAGCAGGGACAUCUAAAGUCAAUAAAGACGAAAACGGAAAGCUGAAAUUGUUUCUGUAUCCGUAUUGCCUAAAGUAUUAAGCUUAGAUUAAUUGUCACGUCCACAAAUUUGGAAUAUUGAGAAAGAGAAAGACAGAGAAAAAGAGAAAGUAGGCGACAGGCCAGCGAAGCUCAACGAGAAAAAGAGCGACAGAGAGCUAGAGCGAGAGAUAAAAAAACAAAGGAGACAUUAGGGCCAUUUAUACGAGGAAAAAUAAGACGCGAAGUGGACCAUUUAUACGAGCAUGUCUUAUCUAAGUCUUCUGUAUACUUAAACUUACUUUUAAAGUGUAAAGUUUAUAAUACGAAGAUAGCAAUUUGAUUAGUAAUUAUAACUUGUGAUAGUUUAAAGUUAAAAGGGUCUACUUACACCAGCAGAUGUCAUUCAUUUGUCCAGGAGGUCUGUUAUCGCCUUCUCCUUACAUAAUAGCAAAAAAUAUUUUUCCUCGGCGAUGGACCAAGUAUUUCUUUUUGCCUUUAACGGCGUGUUCAUUGUAUUUGAGAGAAGAAAAAAUAAAGCAGAAUAGACAAGGACACGAAAACGCGUUGUAAUUUGUAGACAAUUUUUCCCCGCCAGUGGCCUGCCAGUCCACCGCGGGGCAAGCGAUAAUUUUCCCGCCAAAAAUUAACGCAUGCGUACUAUGCGUUCGCGUCUUAUGUAAGACGCGAAGACGCGUCUUAUCUAAGAACAGGUGUUAAGGGCUGUUCUAAAAUAAGACGCGUGUUAGCUAAGUCGCGUCUUAUUUUAGACGAAAUGUGCCGUUUAUACGGAAAGUUCGCGUCUUAUUUUUCCUCGUAUAAAUUGCCCUAUUUAUUGUUGGAAGAACAACAUGAAUUUUUUGUAGCGGCAGGGAGAAAAUGAGAAAUGCUAGCGGCCACCAAGAUGAAAAUGAGCGGCAGUGAAAAAACAAAGUGAACAAGAACACGUACGACAUUUCCUCCCUAAAACGUGUAACCAGGAAGUUUCUCGAAGUUUCACGAUGUAGUCGUGCAAAACAACGGCAAAGAAAUGUACAAAAAAGUGUGCUGCACGUGCAAAGUUGCUUUUUUGCUAAUUAGACCUAUUGUUGUUUUUUCACCGUUCUCGUUACCUUCGCCGCUAGCAUUACACGAUUUUAUAUUUUGUUUGAGCAAACUAUACAUAUUAUCGACAGCUUCGCUUUUAGCCCUGGCUAAAUCUAUAUAUUAGAUUGCGUAUAACACGAACAAAUUAUUUUACAUACAGUAGGAAUUAAACAACAUUUGAAGCAUACGAUUGAUAACGUUUGAAAACCAACAACGGUUUUCAAAAAACGUCCUUAAUAUUUCUUGUCAACUUUGUCAUUGAAACCGCCUGCAGAUUUCCUUCACUUAGUAAGCUUUUCAACAAUUUUUCUUCAUAUCGUAACAAAAAAUAAAUGAAAUAGUGCUAAUGAUGUUAAUGAUACUCACGUUUUCCAUUGGUUGUUUACGUAAAAAAUAAUCCUUUUUCACGUUGAAUAGUGAGCUUGCAAAACGACGGCACAACGCGAACAUUUAUGAAACUCUAAAGCCACCACCCCAUCAAGACUUCUCAUGUGGUGGAUAAAAAUUGUCGUCCGGAGAACUCGUCGUUGCGUGUCCACCUCCUCCACAAAGCUCCUUUUAUAUGAGGGAGGUUUCUUUUUCAAGGAAAACUUGCUGCUGUGAUAAUAGUGCUGCGGUGUUAAGAACUUUACCAAAAAGUGUGCUGCACGUGCCAAGUUGGUUUGCUCAUUAAGGCUUGUUUACACUAGCCUGCUAGUCGGGCGCCGGUUACUUCUUUUGGUGAGUUUUUCAGAGCGCGUGAAGGCGGCAACACGCGCAGGGAAGAGCAGGGCGGAAGGAGGCUUCUUCUCGUGCGUGCGUGCCUGUCCUCGAAAUUCCUAGCUACGUUUACACGGGCGAUUUUAUUGCGUAAUUUGUCUCGCGACGGGAACUACAAUUAGGUUGCAACUCGAAAAUCGCCCGCAUGUAAAAAGCCUCCAAUAUUAUUGCCAUCAGUUCAGUAAGAUUUGUCGCUGGCAGAAAACAGCAAAUUCGAUUCGCGAGGCGAGCACGGGGAACGGAAAAAAGAAAAACGGGAACAAGAUGUAACAUUAACCUUGUCCCCCAACCUCAUUACCUAUUCUCUAUUUUGUUCCCGUUUUCCCACCCCUCCCUCCCCUCUUUCCCCUGUUUUAGUAUCACCCACCCGACCGUGCUUAUGAGAAUGUUGUCUCUCUCUUUCAGGUGGAUUGCAUUAGCGACACCUGUGGAAUGUUGGAUUUUCAUCGCAAGGAUAAGCCUGACCAAGUUUAUCGUCUUUGGAUGGCAAUCUUUGCUCAUGCAGGGUAAUUUUGACACUUACUGUGCACACAAUUGUAAAUGUUUGCCUAAAAAGAGCGAAAUUUUCUUGAAGAUUAGAACCUGUUGAGUAUUUUCUAGGGGUGACCACGUUAGAGAUAGUUCACAACACUGUUGUUUGAACUCCCAUCAAGGGAAAAAAGAAAUAUGUUGCAUAACAAUUUUUUUUCACUCUGAUUUGUGCUACUAUUAUUCUUUCCUUUGUUUUAGGAUAAUUCAUCUUUGCUGCACUUUGAUCUUUCACUUUACCAUCAUGCGCGACAUGGAAAAGAUGGCCGGCUGGCUUCGCAUGGCCAUCAUCUAUAUAUUUAGCGGGAUUGGCGGCUAUCUUUACAGUGGAAUACUUCUCCCGUACCAGGCUGAGGUAAUAAUUUUCGUCCUUUGGAUUGUUUUUCUUUUUUGCGCUUAAUUCGUCGACUCCAUCGCUUUUGCCUUUGCCGAAUAUUCGCCAUUUAAGAAACGAGAGGGAAACUGGGGCGAGUGACCUUUCGCAAAGACUUCUGGGACAGUUACUUGGGACAUUAGCCAAUGACUGACCGGCGCUUGUCCUGUAACGAUCCCCUAAACAAUUGCGGGACGUAUUUUGGCUCCAGUCCCCUGCUCGUUUCUAAAGCGGUGAAUGGGCUGCACAGGACCUUGCCCCACUUAAAAGCCUUUUUAUUUUUGCAGGUCGGCCCUUCAGGCUCCAUCUUUGGUGUAAUCGCCUGUCUGUUUGUGGAGUUAUUUCAAAGUUGGCAGAUCAUAGCCAGACCAGUAACAGCUCUACUCAAACUCUGUGGAUUAGUCUUGCUCCUCCUGGUCAUAGGUCUUCUACCUUACGUCGACAACUUCGCCCAUAUGAUCGGUUUUGUGUUUGGAUUUCUGUUGGCCUUUAUCUUUCUUCCUUACGUAUCAUUUGGCGAGUUUGACAGACGACGGAAGCAGAUUCAGAUAGUUGUGUGUUUUGCGCUGGUUAUUACGCUGUAUGUCGUAGGAUUUUUAGUUUUUUACAUCUAUCAGGGGUCUAGUUGUGACGGCUGUGAGUUCUUAAACUGCAUUCCAUUCACGCCUGAUUUCUGCAAGCCCUACACCCUUGGACAAAAUCUUCAACCGAGAACGAGAUAGACGCCUACAGACAAACUAGACGUAGAGUAGAAAAAGGAUUUUUUUUAUUUGAAAUGAGAUUGAUAAUGCGUUAUGAAACCUGUUGUUUGCACAAUGUAACAAUGUAUUCGCUGCUCAAUGAGUACGCUGUGGUUAUGACAGUCUUUUCGAUGGCCCCUCCUCGCUUUCGUACGGGAUACACAAGAGUGCGUACGGUGCACUUCAGAGUCUAACAAAUAGGAAUCGCUGUGGCGCGAACACUACAAACCCAGGUGUCACUAGGAGACAAACAGCCCACUCAAAUCCGUCGAAGGCGUAGUGACAUCAACACGUGCGAAACACGUGCAAAGAAAUGUGCCGGUGACGUCACUCGAUCGUGACUCACCUUUAACACUGGAAUUUUUGUUUAUAAUUACAUGGAGUGGUUUUUGCUUUGCGAGCAUUCGUCCCACCCCGUCAACAUACUUGCAUUUUGUCAUGGCGGAUGUAAAGUAAGUUAAGUGUGUACUUUUUGCCAAUAAAAAUUGCUAAAAAGGAAGUUUAUCGAUAAGAUCUCCAAUGUACGAACAACUUAGCUGUACAGUAAUUGAAAUACAAUUUUGAAGAAAAUAUGGAAUGAAAGAAUAUGAAGUGUUUUUAAGGAAAUGUUUUUAAAUCGGUAAACAGUCAUUCUUUGAAAUUUAAGAGGCAGAAAGGGGGUUUCCGGAAAAACUCAU
Porites evermanni is the source of this 14114-nucleotide messenger RNA. The record is from the annotation of a GenBank genome assembly. Lineage: Eukaryota; Metazoa; Cnidaria; Anthozoa; Scleractinia; Poritidae.